AACGGGUCGGCUCCGUGUUUACGUUGAGAUGCUCACAACAAAGGACAGCGCACCGCGGAGAGGCUGUCAUUUAAAAUAAAGAGAAAGCACCGUGGAUAUUUUCUCUUACGGUGAGCGUCUGCAACUCACGACUCCUGGAAGGGGAGAGCAAAUACCAAAAAACCCUAAUCUGCUUCCAUUUUAUUUAUUUUUCCUACGUGAUACGCUUUAUUUUUUAUUAUUAUUAUUUUAUUUUUUAAGCAGCUAAGACGCGGAGAAAUUAGGACGAAAUCUUCUGCCGUUUUUUUCUAUGUUUUUGUUUUUUCCUUCUGAGCCGGUGGGACGAUAGCUAGCUCCUUAGCCUCUGCAAGUUGGUGGGAAGGCUAAGCAGCUGAGACCGACCGCAGGCUCGGGACAAUAAGAGGACCUCAUCAUUUAUAUCGCAUGUAGAACAAGUGGAGCUACAAGAGACGGACCUAUGAAGCAUGACAGGGUGGAGCUGAGGCUCAGCUGACCCUUCCCCUUCCUUCUUCUCCUUAUUCUCCCCAGUGCUCCAUCCGAUCAGCACCAACCCCCUCCCUUCCCCUCGUUGCCCCUUUCUUCCUCCCGUGACCCCGUUGCAUCUCACCCAUCGUUCCUUGCCUCCAAUUCCUCCAGACCUCAAUCAACCGUGCCCAAUGUACUCCCCGGAGCAGGAAAACAUCUCCACCACCGCCUCCACCAAAGUGCCAGUGAAGUAUGGAGAGCUCAUUGUGCUAGGAUACAAUGGCUCUCUGCCCAACGGGGAUCGGGGGCGACGUAAAAGCCGCUUUGCACUUUGCAAGAGGCCGAAGGCAAACGGGGUGAAGCCCAGCACAGUUCACGUCGCCUGCUCUCCACAAGCAGCCAAGGCCAUAAGCAACAAAGACCAGCACAGCAUCUCUUACACUCUGUCUCGAGCCCAGACGGUGGUGGUGGAGUACACCCACGACAGCAAUACAGACAUGUUCCAGAUCGGUCGAUCCACAGAGAGUCCAAUAGACUUUGUAGUGACGGACACAGUGGCAGGCAGCCAGAGUAACGCAGACACUCAGUCGGUCCAAAGCACCAUCUCCCGCUUCGCCUGCCGCAUUAUGUGCCAGCGCACGCCGCCUUACACAGCGCGCAUUUACGCCGCAGGCUUCGACUCUUCCAAGAGCAUCUUCCUCGGGGAGAAAGCUGCUAAGUGGAAGACAUCUGAUGGUCAGAUGGACGGGUUGACCACCAACGGCGUGCUGGUGAUGCACCCUCGCAACGGCUUCAGCCAGGACUCCAAACCAGGCGUCUGGAGGGAGAUCUCAGUCUGCGGCAACGUCUUCACCCUGCGAGAAACGCGCUCAGCACAGCAGCGGGGAAAGAUGGUGGAGACGGAGAGUCAGGAGCUCGUUGACGGCUCCCUUAUCGACCUCUGCGGCGCCACCCUGUUGUGGCGCACUGCUGAAGGCCUGGCCCGCACUCCCACCCUGAAACACCUGGAGGCGCUGCGGCAGGAGAUCAACGCGGCCCGCCCACAGUGUCCCGUGGGCUUCAACACGCUGGCCUUUCCCUCAAUGCGUCGCAAAGACACACCUGACGAGAAGCAGCCCUGGGUCUACCUCCAGUGCGGUCACGUGCACGGCUACCACAACUGGGGCAACCACCGCGAGGAGAGGGAGGGCCGGGAGGGCCGCCUUAGGGAGUGUCCAAUGUGCAGAACCAAAGGGCCGUACGUGGCGCUGUGGCUGGGCUGCGAGGCGGGCUUUUACGUGGACGCGGCCCCGCCCACUCACGCCUUCAACCCCUGCGGUCACGUUUGUUCAGAGAAGACUGCGGCCUUCUGGAGUCAGAUCCCGCUUCCUCACGGCACACACACCUUCCACGCUGCCUGCCCCUUCUGCGCCCAGCAGCUAAGCGGCGAGCAGGGCUAUGUCAGACUCAUCUUCCAGGGACCCCUCGACUAACGGCGGGAACUUCCCAGCAUUCUUUGGAGGUUUUAUUUGGAUGCUGACCCCGUAUUUAACACGGGGACCUUCCCAGAUCUGUUUUUUUCUGGACUUUUUGUCUCUCUCUCAUUUUUAAGUGACCUUUGUAUUGCUUUUUCAUGAAUGACGACAAAGAUUUCUAUAUUUUCAUGUGAAACCAGAGACAAAAAAACCAAACAAAGAACACUGCUGGGUCAAACCUUUUUUGCGUUUGUUUCUUGGAAAGGACUUUCAACAGUAUUUAUCUAAAUUACUAACACACCGCUGCGCAAACCUGCGGUUUUAUUCAUGUUUAUUGUUGCAUUAUACAUCUGUGUACAUCUCUUAGAGCUAAUUUAAACAAAGAUGUUUAUUUAUGGCCCUGGAGCAUCGCUUCAUCCUUUAUCUGUCAGAUAACUUCAAUACUAUUAAGCGUUUUAUUUUGAAACUUCAGCAUAUUGUUAACCAGAUAUAAAGUUUUAGGUGUGUUCUGAGGGUUUUGUUCUGUCUCUCUCUGCCUUGUUCACCACUCAGAUCUGUCAUAUUUAUACACCCCGUCCGCUCACGUCGUGUGUUUAAACCCUUCAGUUAUUCUUCUAUCUCAUUAGCCAUCACCACAGCCUUUUCCCUUGCAAAGCAAUAGAUCUGGAACUGAAACCUCCUAAAGCAUUAUGGGAAACCGAGUCUUCUAGGCAUCUUUGCAAAUGGCCUGAAUGACUGCUCCCUCCCUUUAAAGUGAAAUAUCUUUGUGGGUAAGUGAGUGAAUCUCUACGCAGCCAUGUAGCUAAUGUUAUACUUUACACAAACACACACACACCUGCAGACACACACGCUAACCAGACCAGAGGGGUGCACUGCAAACCCAGAUUAGUGGAUCAGCGAGGUAUCUUUAUCCUCAAGCAGACUUUAAGUCACAAAGAUGGCUUUCUGUUAACCAUGUCUAGAUCACAUGGUACGUUCCGCUGGUGACAUAAUCGGCUCCAGACUACGUUAGGUGUAAUGUUUUGAAGGAAGGAGUACCUUUUAAUAAAACUGGUGAAGGAAGACGUGCAAAAUGCGUUGCAUUGUCAUUGGGAGUUCUUGCAUUCAGCUGGUGAUGCAGGACAUGUAUAAAUAGUAAUUUUAUGCUUGACCUGAAAGCAUAUAGGGGGCAUAUAUGACCUGAAACCAGCAACUGAGCCCAUUAAGGUAUCAGGAAAGUGUUGACUUCAAUACAACCAGAAAGUGUUCUUGUAAACAGAGGAGUCGCCCCCUGCUGGCUACCAAAAUGAAUGCAGGCAUACGGUUUUCAGCCAUCUUUUACAGUGAAUAUGGUUAGAAGUGAAUGCACUGGGCAGACUAUAUUAUUGAAGAAAGCCUGGCGGCCACAUUGACCUUGCUUGUCAGCACACCCCUCUGGUCAGAUGCUUUUCAUGUGUGGACAGUGUCUGGUUUAUUCUGUGUGAUAACUGGGAUGUCUGAGGCACACCUGCACAGUCAAAGCAAGAUCACUACUGUGCCAGAUGCAGUACGGUUUUCUGAUCGGUGUUAGUAUUGAGCUCCGAAUGUAUUAGACGUCCUUUUGACAGCAUUGCACUUACGCCAGUAUUUUAAAAUCCUUUUCUUGUCACGUGCCCUACUGGAGGCUGGAAAAUAUCUACGCACUAUUUGUUCAGCUACACCUAAAAGUAUGCAAACCGAGGCAGUUGAAGUCAUUUCAGCAGGUUUCUCCUCCUCUCGUGUGAAUCGUCACAGUGCAGGAAGUCCCAUCUGUCUUACGCAUCGAGCGAGCAACAAAAAGCAGGAGAUACAAACACAUCUGCUGUGGUUUGACUCAGGUUUGACACAAACACACACACACGCACGGCUUUAAGCUUAACAAUUCUCUUUAUGCACGCGUGUGCGCUCAUUAGGGCUUCGUGUUAACUUGUGCUUUCCAAACAAGGUCGAGCUUCUGAUAUCAGGGCUGCUCUUAGUUAUAUUUUAUGUUGAUUAAAAACAAGAAUGAAAGCUGUUAGGCUUCAUUUAUUAACUUUAUAGUUAAUAAAUAAGUUUAUAGUUAAUAUAGUAACUUGGAGAGCUAUUAUAUAUACAUUUCUUUCAAUAUAGUGCUGAGUCAUUUUAAGCCUUUAUGAGAGAAAAUAGAAGAGUAGAGCAUAAAGUGUGAGACAUGAAAGGCCUCGUUUUGUAGUUUGUUUCCAAUGUAGAGCUCUGAUUUAAAUAUAAUAUAUUAUUCGAUAACCUUUUACUACAUAUGAUGAAAACUGUCUUCCACUGAUGCUUUUACUUUAAAUAAGGACCUAAACAACCAACUGCAGUCUAUUAUCUUUAUAUUUAAACCACAUAAAUGCUUAAAUCUGUAAACACCUUACGCCCUGGAGUUUCUUUAAUGGGACUUAAUCUGAGGAAAGAUUUCUGUUGGACGUUUUUCUCUGCUGACAUCUUAGCUUCAGGAUGGGCGAGUUAGUCAGACUCAAGACAACCAGGUUUGAGUUAAACACAGUGGAAAAACCGCACAAUGAUGCCUCUUUAUUUUUAUUAAUUUUGUAUUGAUUCAUUGGAAGCGGAUAACAAACUGCUUCAGAACUUAUCAUAGAAACUAAAUAUGAACAAUAACUGCAUGUUCAAACUAAGUGUAGAGCUUUUUAAGGAGAGAUUUGUUUCAGCUCCAGUGCACGGGUUAGUUAUGUAUGAUUAGUUAUUUAAUAUCUGCUCGCCAACCCAUCUGAUAGUCCUUUGACUGAAGAGUAAAUGAGGUUUAAACGUGACCUUAAACUUGAGAUUCGAUUCCUCUAAUAACAUCAGACUUGCACUAAACCACAAAUAUUUUUCAUUUUUCUUGUCUAAACUUUUCUUUUUAAAAGUCGCAGCACUACAGAUGCUCCAGAUUAGAUUCUCUUAAAGUAGCUUUGCAUGAGUCACAGUUCAAAAUAAUCCUUAUCUUUUACUGUGCCUUGGUUCCUCCCAUCAGUUCAUCCUCUGCAUGAAACAAGCAGUUUUAUCCUUUUUUUUUUUAUUUAAGCUAACUUUCUUCUGAUUGGCUAUGCAAACAACAGUCUUGAGCUCCAGGUGGGUGGGGCUGGUGGGAUGUCAGCUCUGAAUGACAUCAUACAGAGCUAAAAGUCGGAGGGGGAAAAAAAUUCUGAAACUAGUUUGAAGCUCUGCCUUGAAAACAACGAAAAGCAGAGAUGCAAAAUAACCGAAUCCAACUCCAUCUGCUGAGGAAGACUGUGUGCUAUGAUCAAAAGCUCAGGAUGAGCUACUACAGAUCAUUUAUCAGAUGCUGUUUGAAAAGUUAAUGCUGACCUUAGAGAUCACUGUCCUGAUAUUUGGAGCUUUAUGUGAAAGCACAGAUUCUCCUGCUGCACAUAUCUGUAACAUCACUGCUGUUCGCCCACUUCACUCGAAUGAGACACACACUCAAACUGUAGAAACCUCCAGAAAAUGAAGCAGCUUUACUAACCAGUCACUUCCAAACUGUUCACACAGCCUCAGGUCUGCGUGAACACACUCGUAUCUGCAGGUAAAAGUAGUGCAUGUGAGUGAGAAGCUGUAAUUUAUACGUUCGUGUUGAUUGUAUGUGUGCAGUUUGUAUGUGUGUUCAUGUGUCCACACAUUAAGUAGCUCUCCAGAUAAUGUCCAUCAGUAUCCUCAGAGUGCAACACACCAACUCACCUCAGGGAGAAAAUACAAAUAUGAAUCACACACACACACACACACAAACACGCACACACACGGCUAAGGUCUACUGAGGAUACCUCACGAGUUAGAAGUCAAAUCUGGAUUCAGAUGUGUGUCCUGCUUCUCUAACCCAGUCUUCUUUCAUGGAUUAAGUGUGUGAUUUUUAAGGGCUUCCCUCCGUCUCUGUACUGUUUCUCUACACGAACACAGGCCUGACCCCGCCCCCGCCCUCCACUCGCUCUUCCUCCUCCCCUGUUCGGAGUGUAUUUGUGCUUGUGAAAGGCGAAAGCAAUGAAUGUUUCCAGCAAACACUUUUUUGUAAAUGACUUUAAACAAUAAAGUGUAAAAGUGA
Pelmatolapia mariae (spotted tilapia) is the source of this 5949-nucleotide messenger RNA. It is a transcript of the gene peli1b, whose product is annotated as pellino E3 ubiquitin protein ligase 1b. The coding region runs from base 657 to 1937 and encodes 426 amino acids. Gene Ontology annotation, biological process: protein K48-linked ubiquitination; regulation of Toll signaling pathway. The record is from RefSeq and is a predicted model, not a curated record. The transcript is spliced from 7 exons. Gene Ontology annotation, molecular function: ubiquitin protein ligase activity; protein binding. NCBI's taxonomy places the organism in Eukaryota, Metazoa, Chordata, Actinopteri, Cichliformes, Cichlidae.